AUGGCUUCCGAAAAGGAACGAAACAUCACUAUCAUAGGAGGCGGCAUCAUCGGAUCCUGCUCGGCAUACUACUUAACGAGACAUCCUUCCUACGAUCCCUCUAUACACAAAAUCACUCUCCUCGAAGCCUCCGAGAUCGCUGGCGGCGCAUCUGGGAAGGCCGGCGGUCUACUCGCUCUAUGGGCUUAUCCAAGCUCUAUAGUUCCGCUUAGUUACAAACUACACGCCGAACUCGCAAAGGAGCACAAUGGGAAGGAUGCUUGGGGUUAUCGCGAGGUUAACUGUGGUCAAUUAAUUGUCAAAGGUCGGGCUGUUGACAAGAAGGAUAAUGCUGGCUCGGUUUCGCUACAGAAGCGCGAUGCAGCAGCAAUUAAAAACUUGAGGGCGGCAGGUAUACCUACAGAUUUGGAUUGGUUGCUCUCCGAUGGCAUUCGUGGAUACGAAAGUAUGAGUGAACCUGGCGAGACGGCGCAGGUACAUCCUUACCAGUUUACGACGUCAAUUGCCAAGCUCGCCGAGGAGAAAGGCGUCAAGAUUGUCCUAGGCACAGUGACCAAGAUCAACCAAGACGCUGGUGGCGUCCAGUCUGUGACUUAUACGGACAAAGCCUCGGGUGAAUCGCACACACUGCCGGCAACAGAUGUCGUCGUUUCGGCUGGUCCGUGGACGAAACGAGUCCUUCCUUCGGCGCCUAUAUCUGCAACACGAGCGCAUAGUGUAGUCAUCAAACCGACGAGACCUGUAUCUGCAUACACACUAUUCACGAAUAUCGAAUUACCCUCCAAGCACAAUCCGAAGAGGUCAACGGUCGAGACGCCAGAGAUAUACGCGCGCCCAGAUGCUACAGUCUAUGCAUGCGGCGACGGAGAUCAUAUCGUCCCACUACCGGACACGACAGCGGACGUCGAAGUCGAUCCCAAACGGUGUCAAGACAUCAUCGAUUCAGUGGGCAGUAUCUCGGACGAGCUCCGGCUCGGCGAGAUCGUGAAGCAGCAAGCCUGUUAUCUGCCGAACGUUGACGCACGCGGUGGUGGUGGGCCGUUAAUUGGCCAUUCACGAACGAAGGGAUUGUAUGUUGCGACUGGGCAUACGUGUUGGGGGAUUCAGAAUGCUCCUGGGACUGGCAAGCUUAUUAGCGAGUUUGUUUUUGAGGGCAGUGCGAAGAGUGCGAAGAUUGCGGCCCUAGACCCGCAGCAAUUUAUGUAG
Talaromyces amestolkiae is the source of this 1206-nucleotide messenger RNA. RefSeq lists its product as uncharacterized. NCBI's taxonomy places the organism in Eukaryota, Fungi, Ascomycota, Eurotiomycetes, Eurotiales, Trichocomaceae. The record is from RefSeq and is a predicted model, not a curated record. Gene Ontology annotation, cellular component: cytoplasm; late endosome. Gene Ontology annotation, biological process: retrograde transport, endosome to Golgi. The coding region runs from base 1 to 1206 and encodes 401 amino acids. Gene Ontology annotation, molecular function: oxidoreductase activity. The transcript is spliced from 2 exons.